AUGUCGCUGCCAACAGAGGUCCUGACACUGAUCGUGGCCCACACUGAUGCAAACACCCGCCAUGCGCUGCGCGCCGCGAGCCGCGGCCUGCGCAACGCCGUCGAUGCGAACUGCAAAGCGCUCACGCUGCCCAGGACACGAACUUGCAGUCCUGCAGCCGUGCUCCUCGCGCUGCAAAGCGCCGCGGCGUGCUGCAACCGGUGGGGCGGCGUCAGGGCGCUCACUCUCAAAGACCUGGGCGCCGAGUGCAUGCGGCCUGCGCUGGCGCUGCUGAACGGUGCAGCCAGGCAUUGUCCAGAGCUCUCCACCAUCACACUGGCGCGCCUGGACUGCAAGCUGUCGCUGGCCCUCACCUCCUGCCUGUCCAGCUGCCGCCUGGCGAGCCUGACAUCGCUGGCGCUGACGGCCUCCAAUCACGGGGAGUCGCUGCCGCUCACGCCGGUGGGCGAGCUUUCAAGCCUCACUGCCCUCACCGUCAUUGGCCGCGCCGACGUCGCGAGCGCCGCUUGGCUCCCGCCCGGCCUGCGGCGCCUGCGGCUCGGCGCACUCGACUUGGAACAUCCGGGGAUCGGCGGCACGUCUUGGCUCGACGCCAUUGGCGCGUGCCGCGGCCUGGAGGUGCUCGAACUGUCCUGGCUUGAUGGCCUUGACUUGGGGCCAGAACCGGACCACCCCGACGACGAGUUCGACUUCACAAAGUUUUACUCCAGCAUUGGCCAGCUCACCAACCUGCGCGAGCUGAUCGGCGUGUUCUAUCGGGAGGCUAACGGCCUCGCGGAAAUCUACAGCAUCGACGGCUUUGAGGCCCACCUGCUCCUGCCAAAGCUGACCGCGCUGCAGCGGCUCGCGCUGUACACCGGAUUCGAAGACCAGAUGGACCCGGCGAUCAAGGGCCCUUUGAGCAGCCUAGCAGCGCAGUGCGCGACCCUGGAGGAGCUCGCGUUCGGCGCGCUCCCUGCGGCCGACGACGCCGACGCCGCGCUCGUGCCAUGCUUCCCGCGCCUCGAUGGCCUUCACAUCACCUUUUCGCAGCACAAAAGCUACCCCCCAUCGCUGCGAUCGACAUUCCCUGCAGUAAGCCGGCUGAUAGUGGGCUGCAAUGCCAGCUAUUACGGCGCCGUUGUAGAUUUUGAUGCAGUCGCAUCCCUGCCUUGCUGCACAAGUCUCUCCAUUAUGGAGGCACCGGAUAUGCCGGAACUAUCCGGCAUAUCGGAUUUCUAUGGCCGCAUAGACGCCCUGUCCAGGUGCAGCACCUUGAGACACGUGCGCCUGUCAAGCCUGUUUAAGGCUCCGCUUGAGGAAUGCCUCGAGCUUGCAAUCGCGCCGCAAAUCCGCGUUCUCGAGAUGCACGGCUGCACAUUCGAUGACGAGGUGUCGCCGAACGCGCUCGCCACGUCGUUACGCGUCGUCGCGCGCCGGCGCGAGGGCUUCAGCGUGGUGGUUGAGCCGCGGCCGCUCUCCCCUCUGCCCUGCCUGCUGCCACAUGACAUUCUGGAUGGGUGA
Molecule: messenger RNA, 1503 nt
Organism: Monoraphidium neglectum
Lineage: Eukaryota; Viridiplantae; Chlorophyta; Chlorophyceae; Sphaeropleales; Selenastraceae
Exons: 3
Coding region: 1-1503 (500 amino acids)
Source: RefSeq, a predicted model, not a curated record